CCUUGCCCUAUCCUCUAUGUCCUCCACACGGGUCUUCAUGGACUAUGAUGUCCAACCAACCAGGGAUUAUUUCACCUGGCUGAGCUCUAACCCAGAGAUUGCUAACCAAGUUUGCGCAGACGUCAUCACUAAGCGUGAGACACUGUCUAUAGCAGAAAUAUUCUCCUAUAUGACUCAGGAAUCUGCAAAGGCUGCCUUUUUUGAGUGCACUGCUACUAUUGAUGAUGUUGUUCAUGGCUCUCCUUGGUACUACAUUGCAUGCAGUGGGUGCCAUUCUAAGGCUACCAACGGCCCAAGUUCGUUGAUUUGUACAAACACAAAAUGUCAGAAGGUUAACACAACUGGCGUUCCAGAGUAUGUUACAUCGCCUUAAUAUGCAGUUACGGUUUCAAUAGUAUUAAUUUUCAAUUUUUGAAUUUUUGACGUUAGUUUCUUAUUCUUUCACAACAGGUACCGGGCUAAGAUUUCUGUUUAUGACAACAGUGAACAAGCUUUC
This is a messenger RNA of Brassica napus (rape), 496 nucleotides long. RefSeq lists its product as uncharacterized. The transcript is spliced from 3 exons. Bases 17 to 373 code for a protein of 118 amino acids. NCBI's taxonomy places the organism in Eukaryota, Viridiplantae, Streptophyta, Magnoliopsida, Brassicales, Brassicaceae. The record is from RefSeq and is a predicted model, not a curated record.